Molecule: messenger RNA, 6387 nt
Organism: Pleuronectes platessa (European plaice)
Lineage: Eukaryota; Metazoa; Chordata; Actinopteri; Pleuronectiformes; Pleuronectidae
Gene: eprs1
Product: glutamyl-prolyl-tRNA synthetase 1
Exons: 37
Coding region: 129-5528 (1799 amino acids)
Biological process (GO): prolyl-tRNA aminoacylation; glutamyl-tRNA aminoacylation; translation
Cellular component (GO): cytoplasm; aminoacyl-tRNA synthetase multienzyme complex
Molecular function (GO): glutamate-tRNA ligase activity; ATP binding; proline-tRNA ligase activity
Source: RefSeq, a predicted model, not a curated record
GCGUGCUGCGGUCUCUUCCUGCAGUGGUGUGUUGGUGUGGAGAGUUUCCUCCUCCUCCUCUCUGCAUACUCCAGUCUCUGAAACAGUGACAAGGCUUCACCACCUGAGUGGAAGAAGGAGUUUACAUCAUGGCGUUGAACCUCACUAUCAACACGAGCAACCCGCCUCUAGGUGCGCUGCUGGCAGCCGAGCAUCUGAAGGGCAGUGUCCAGGUGUCGGUGGAGGAAGGCAAAGACAACCGCCUUCAAGUCUCAGAUGCGAUCCAGUUCAAUGAUGCCAACUCCAUCAGUCGGUACUUGGCCCGUGUGGCUCCUGCUCUUGGCCUCUACGGAGCCAACAUGAUGGAGCAGACUGAGGUUGACCACUGGUUGGAGUUCAGCGCUCGCUGUCUGUGUGGCCAGCCCAGUUUGACCGUGGGGCUGGGGGAACUGGAUCUGGCCCUUUCCCUGCGCACAUUCCUGGUUGGACAUGCCCUCACCCUGGCGGAUCUCUCUGUCUGGGCUGCCCUGAAAGGUCAUGAGGGAUGGCCAAGCCAGGGCAAAUCCUUCUCCCACGUCAAUCGCUGGUUCUCCUUCCUGAGCUCACAGGUUGCCUUCACUGCAGUGGACAACAAGUACACCACUAAGAAAGCCUCAACGACCAAAUCCAAUUCGAGCGAAAAGAAGGCGGAUGUCGGAAAGUUUGUUGAAUUGCCAGGAGCUGAGAUGGGCAAAGUGGUAGUUCGAUUCCCUCCUGAGGCCAGCGGAUACCUGCACAUUGGCCAUGCCAAGGCUGCUCUGCUCAACCAGCACUACCAGCUCACAUUCAAAGGCAAGCUCAUCAUGCGCUUUGACGACACCAACCCAGAGAAGGAAAAGGAGGACUUUGAGAAGGUGAUCCUAGAAGAUGUCGCAAUGCUCCAGAUUAAACCCGACCAGUUCACCUACACCAGCGACCAUUUCCCCAUCAUAAUGCGAUUUGCUGAACAGAUGCUAACUGAGGGCAAGGCCUACAUCGACAACACCCCCCAUGAGCAGAUGAAGCUGGAGAGGGAGCAGCGCACUGAGUCCAGCUGCAGAAAUAACACGGUGGAGCAGAACAUGAAGAUGUGGUCUGAAAUGAAAGCUGGAACAGAGAGUGGUCAGGCUUGCUGCAUGAGGGCCAAGAUUGACAUGAAGUCCAACAACGGCUGCAUGAGAGAUCCCUGCCUGUACCGCUGCAAGACGGCUAGCCACCCCCGCACUGGAAACACCUACAACGUCUACCCAACAUACGACUUUGCCUGCCCCAUCGUGGACAGCUUGGAGGGUGUGACCCAUGCUCUUAGGACCACCGAGUACCAUGACCGGGACGAUCAGUUCUACUGGAUAAUCGAUGCCUUGCGGAUGAGAAAACCCUACAUUUGGGAGUAUGCCAGACUCAACCUCAAUAACACAGUGCUGUCGAAGAGAAAGCUAACCUGGUUUGUCGAUCAAGGAUAUGUCGAUGGAUGGGAUGACCCUCGCUUCCCCACUGUCAGAGGAAUCCUGAGGAGAGGAAUGACUGUGGAGGGUCUGAAACAGUUCAUAGCAGCCCAGGGAGGGUCAAGAUCAGUGGUGAACAUGGAGUGGGACAAGAUCUGGGCUUUCAAUAAGAAGGUGAUUGAUCCAGUAGCCCCCAGAUACACAGCUCUGUCCACCUCCUAUGUGGUUCCUGUUUCUAUCUCAGAGGCAAAGGAGGAGAUGAAGGAAGUGGCCAAACACCCAAAGAACACAGAGGUGGGCAUGAAGGAGGUCUGGUACGGACCCCGAGUUCUGAUUGAAGGAGCAGAUGCUGAGACUUUCUCAGAGGGGGAGAUGGUCACCUUCAUCAACUGGGGCAACCUCAUUAUCACCAAGAUCAACAAAGCGGCUGACGGUAAAGUUGUGUCCAUGGAGGCUCGUCUGAACCUGGACAACAAGGACUACAAGAAGACAACAAAGAUCACAUGGCUGGCUGAUACAACCAGCGCCCCGCUUCUGCCCACCCUCUGCAUCAUCUACCUGCCUCUCAUCUCCAAAGCUGUCAUCGCCAAAGAGGACGACUUCAAAGAAUACAUUAAUAAAAACAGCAAGUUGGAAGAGAAGAUGCUUGGAGAUCCCUGUCUGAAGAACCUGAAGAAAGGCGACAUCAUCCAGCUCCAGAGACGAGGCUUUUACAUCUGCGACCAGCCUUAUGAGCCAGUCAGCCCUAACAGCUGUAAGGAGAGCCCCUGUGUCCUGCUCUACAUUCCUGAUGGUCACACCAAGGAGAUGCCGACUGCUGGAUCCAAGGACAAAGGCAAGAGCCAGACCUCCAGCAAAACACCCACCACCACCACCAAGGCUGCCUCUAAGUCUGCCCAAGCACCUGCCCCUAAGUCUGCCCAAGCACCGGCCUCAGCCUCAGCUGGUGACCUGCUCUCCAGCAUUGUAGCACAAGGUGAAGCUGUCCGCCAGCUAAAGACUGCCAAAGCCCCUAAAACUGAUGUGGACAAGGCCAUUCAGCAGCUGCUCUCUCUCAAGGCUCAGUUUAAAGAGCAGACAGGUAUGGACUACAAGCCAGGUAUGGCCCCUCCCACCUCAGCUCCAACACCACCCAUAUCUUCAUCAGACCCCACCUCCUGUCCGUUCACCCGAGUGACCCAGCAGGGUGAGCUGGUCAGGAAACUGAAGGCAGAGCAGGCACCCAAGGACCAGAUUGACGUAGCGGUGAAGCAACUCCUCGCUCUAAAGGCGGAGUUUAAAAAGAUGACUGGUCAGGAUUACAAACCAGGGAUGGCCCCGCCCACUGCCGCCGCUCCCCCUGCUCCUUCCCCUGUGACCAACUCUUCUUCAGGUCUUUAUGAGCGCGUUUCACAGCAGGGGGAGGUCGUGAGGAAACUGAAGUCUGAGAAAGCCCCCAAGGAUCAGGUCGAUGCUGCAGUGAAGCAGCUGCUUGCCCUGAAGGCAGAGUACAAACAGCUCACAGGUCAGGACUACAAGCCGGGGGCCGCUCCAGUUCAGAAAACCCCUGCUCCUGUCCCGAGCAGCCCCAGCCCUGCACCUGCUGCCACCGGCAUCCACGAGAAGGUUGCUGAACAGGGAGAAAUGGUUAGAAAACUGAAGACUGAAAAAGCUCCCAAGGAUCAGGUAGAUGCUGCAGUGAAGCAACUGCUUGCCCUGAAGGCUGAGUACAAACAGCUCACAGGUCAGGACUACAAGCCGGGGGCCGCUCCUGUUCAGAAAACCCCUGCUCCUGUCCCGAGCAGCCCCAGCCCUGCACCUGCUGCCACCGGCAUCCACGAGAAGAUUGCUGAACAGGGAGAAAUGGUUAGAAAACUGAAGACUGAAAAAGCUCCCAAGGAUCAGGUAGAUGCUGCAGUGAAGCAACUGCUUGCCCUGAAGGCUGAGUACAAACAGCUCACAGGUCAGGACUACAAGCCGGGGGCCGCUCCUGUUCAGAAAACCCCUGCUCCUGUCCCGAGCAGCCCCAGCCCUGCACCUGCUGCCACCGGCAUCCACGAGAAGGUUGCUGAACAGGGAGAAAUGGUCAGGAAACUGAAGACUGAAAAAGCUCCCAAGGAUCAGGUAGAUGCUGCAGUGAAGCAGCUGCUGGCUCUAAAGGCAGAGUACAAACAGCAGACUGGAAAGGAUUACAAACCAGGAGCCCCAGCUACUCCUGCCCAGACCAGCUCCUCCUCCACCAAGUCCAGUUCUUGUCCACAGUCCCCGGAGCUGUUCUCACAGGUGUCCCAACAGGGAGAGCUGGUGAGAAAGUUGAAGUCUGAGAAGGCCCCCAAGGAUCAGGUGGAUGAAGCUGUGAAGAGUCUUCUGGACCUGAAGAACAAGUACAAGACUCUUACGGGAGAGGACUACAAACCAGUGGCUGCUGCUGGAGGUCCUGGCGGAGAGGACAAAAACCGCAAGGAGAAGGAGAACAAGUCUGAGAAGCAGGGAGGUGGAGCUGGAGGUGGAAAGAAGAGUAAAGGAGAGAAGGCCGGGCAAGGCAAAGAGUCUGCAGGAGGAGCUGGAGGAGCAGGAGAUGGUCAAGGAGCCAAGAAACAAACACGGUUGGGCUUGGAGGCUAAGAAAGAGGAGAACCUGGCUGACUGGUACUCUCAGGUCAUUACUAAAGCAGAGAUGAUUGAGUAUUAUGAUGUUAGCGGCUGCUACGUGCUGCGGCCCUGGGCCUUCUCCAUCUGGGAGUCGAUUAAAGAGUUCUUUGACCGGGAAAUUAAGAAACUUGGUGUGGAGAACUGCUACUUCCCCAUGUUCGUUUCUCAAGCUGCACUCGAGAAGGAAAAGUCCCACAUCGCAGACUUUGCUCCAGAGGUUGCAUGGGUAACCCGGUCAGGAAAAACCGAGCUGGCAGAGCCCAUUGCUGUCAGACCCACCAGUGAGACAGCGAUGUAUCCGGCAUACGCUAAAUGGGUCCAGUCCCACAGAGACCUGCCAAUCAAACUCAACCAGUGGUGUAAUGUUGUGAGAUGGGAGUUCAAACACCCUCAGCCUUUCCUGAGGACAAGAGAGUUCCUGUGGCAGGAGGGACAUUCAGCAUUUGCCACCCAAGAGGAGGCUGCUGAGGAGGUGCUUCAGAUCCUGGAUCUGUAUGCCAGGGUGUAUGAAGAGCUGAUGGCGAUCCCUGUGGUGAAGGGGAGGAAGACGGAGAAGGAGAAGUUUGCAGGAGGAGAUUACACCACGACUGUGGAGGCUUUCAUCUCUGCCAGUGGGCGAGCCAUUCAGGGUGCUACAUCUCACCACCUUGGCCAGAACUUCUCCAAGAUGUUUGAGAUCGUUUUUGAGGAUCCCAAGAGGCCGGGCGAGAAGCAGUUUGCUUUCCAGAACUCCUGGGGGCUCACAACCAGAACCAUCGGUGUCCUCACCAUGGUCCAUGGAGACAACAUGGGACUUAUACUGCCACCCAGGGUCGCCUGCCUGCAGGUGGUCAUAAUCCCAUGUGGAAUCACUGCCUCUCUACCAGAGGCCGAGAAGGAGGUGCUGUUGGCCCAGUGCGCCAAAUACCUGAGCAGGCUGCUGGACGCUGGCAUCAGGGUGAAGUCUGACAUCCGAGAUAACUACUCCCCAGGAUGGAAGUUCAACCACUGGGAACUCAAGGGAGUUCCUAUUCGUCUGGAGGUUGGCCCUAAAGACAUGCAGCAGCGUCAGUGCGUUGCAGUGAGGAGAGACUCUGGUGCAAAAGUGACGAUUCCAGAGGCAGAGGCAGAGACAAAGCUGGCAGCCAUGCUGGAGGACAUCCAGACCUGCCUGUUCAAAAAAGCUUCAGAUGACCUGAACAGUCACAUGGUGGUUGCGCACUCGAUGGAGGAGUUCCAGAAAGAGUUGGACCAGGGCAAGAUUGUGCAGAUCCCAUUCUGUGGAGAAAUCGAUUGCGAGGAUUCCAUCAAGAAAACCACUACCAAGGACCAGGACCUGGAGCCUGGAGCUCCAUCCAUGGGAGCCAAGAGCCUCUGUAUUCCCUUCUCUCCCCUGAAGACGCUGCAGCCUGGUCAAGUGUGCGUCAACUGCAACAAGCCGGCCAAGUACUACACCAUGUUUGGACGCAGCUACUGAGAACAUGGAGGAUGAGGAUAAUAGUUCCUAGCCUUUCCGUUUUUUUUAAUCUCCUGUUGGUGUCUGGGUUAUUAGGGAUAUGGCUGUAACUGGAUGGUGGUUUUGUUUCUGUAUUUCUUUCACAUGUCAAUAUUGUUGCAAUGCAUCUGAAAGGAUGUGAGGUUGAGAAAAAAGUUCUCUUUAUUACGUUCUGAGAGUAAGGACUGGUGCAGUUUCUCCCCUCCUCUCUAUCCAAAAGAAUGGAAGUCACCAACAGUAACCUGUCGCAUAAUAACUCCUCCCUGUCGGGCAGGUUUGUCAUCAUAUAACAUGUCAUCUGUUGGAGUCCUUCUAAAUACCACUAUUUAAAUUGUAAGAGCAGCUGCUGGAUUUGGAAAUGUCUAAAUUAUUGCUCUAUUUUUUGAAUUUUUUAUAACCCCAAUUAAAAAAAAUUAUGUUUAGUGUUCUUUUUAAUAUCAUAUUUUUGUCAGCAUUGAUAAAUUGAGAGGCCUUUUUGAAAUCUGUCAAAACCCAAAACGUGAACCAAUGGAGAGGGGAAAAAAACAUCCUGAGUAACAUAUUGUCAUCAUCUUUCUGGGUAGAAGCUCUCUUUACUUACCUUCCCUCGCGUUUCUCACAGCCACUCUGUCUCAGGAACUCCAGGUAUUCAGGCUUGUAGGUGGGGUGUUACUCUCACAGAUCUGUCAGACGCCCUCCCUCUGUUUGUAUGACUGGUUUCAGACUGUGGCUCAAUACAAAUCCUACAGCUGUGAGGAACUCUGUGUGAGCACAAUACCAAGUAAUGUGGCCUUCUGCCACAUCUCUCCUGUGAAAGAAUUCUACAACUUGUCUAUAAUAAUAAAAUUAUAAUAAACAAGAA